Lachancea mirantina is the source of this 1857-nucleotide messenger RNA. The record is from the annotation of a GenBank genome assembly. NCBI's taxonomy places the organism in Eukaryota, Fungi, Ascomycota, Saccharomycetes, Saccharomycetales, Saccharomycetaceae.
AUGGAGGCAGAGCAACACUCUCGAGACACUGAGAAGCCGGCAAGUCUUUCAAAGACUGUUUCGGUGCGGGAACAGCAGGCUCCCUUGGGAACGUCUGAUCUGAGAGAUACUGACAAGCUACAUGCGACUAAGGCCAUUGUCAUCAGAAAAACCGAAAUUUUGGCCAGUCAGUACGAUCGUUGGUAUUAUAGAAUAAUUCUCCUAUUCUCUGCUUUUCUCUGUGGCUAUGGGUAUGGUCUCGAUGGCAAUAUUCGUUAUAUUUACACAUCGUACGCCACAAACUCAUAUGCUGAGCAUUCUCUGUUGUCUACGGUGAAUGUUAUAAACGGCGUAAUUGCAGCAGCUUCGCAAUUGAUAUAUGCCAGGUUGUCAGAUGUGUUCGGUAGAUUGUCACUCUUUUUAACUGCUGUAGUUUUUUACGUGGUUGGUACAAUCAUCCAAUCGCAAGCUUACGACGUUCAAAGAUUUGCUGCCGGCUCGAUUUUCUAUAACACCGGCUACGUGGGAAUUAUACUAAUUUUACUGCUCAUUUUGAGUGAUUUUUCGUCCUUGAAAUGGCGACUCUUCUAUCAAUUUGCUCCAACGUGGCCUUUUAUUAUCAACACAUGGAUUUCCGGUAAUAUCACUGCAAGAGCAAACCCUAUUAACAAUUGGUCUUGGGACAUCGGAAUGUGGGCUUUCAUCUUUCCAUUAUCAUGCGUUCCCAUUACACUUUGCAUGCUGCAUAUGAGAUGGAAGGCUCGUAACACUCCUGAAUGGAAAGAGCUGAAACAAGAAAAGUCAUAUUUUCAAGAGCAUGGCUUUGUUAAAACCAUCAUCGAACUUUUUUGGAAGGUUGAUGUGGUUGGAGUUUUCAUUAUGACCAUUUCGCUGGGAUGUAUUCUUGUGCCUUUAACACUUGCCGGUGGGACUAGUUCGAAAUGGAAUGAUUCGCACGUUAUUGGACCUUUCGUUUUGGGUUGGGUACUUUUACCAAUCCUGAUAUUGUGGGAAAAAAUAUGGGCGAGGGAACCUUUGGUUCCCGCCGGCUUAUUGAAGGAUCGCGCUGUAUGGGGGGCUAUGGGUUGCUCUUUCUUGAUCGAUUUUAUAUUCUACAUGGCCGCCGAUUAUCUAUACACCGUUAUGAUUGUAUCAGUGAAUGAAUCGGUUUUGUCUGCAACCAGAAUAAGUACUCUUUCGUCCUUUGUCUCGACAGUUUUCUCUCCCUUUUUCGCCAUAUUCAUCACUCGCUUUACAAGGCUAAAGCCCUUCAUUGUUUUUGGAUGUGGGCUAUGGAUGCUUGCUAUGGGCCUGUUGUAUCACUUCAGAGGUGGCGAAGGGUCACAUUCUGGUAUAAUCGGAGCUCUGUGUGUUUGGGGUGUUGGCUCAACCCUUUUCACGUAUCCAGUAAACGUGUCAGUACAGGCAGCAACUUCGCAUGAAAACAUGGCUACGGUGACAGCUUUGAAUUACACACUAUAUCGUAUUGGUUCAGCGGUUGGUGCUGCGGUUUCUGGAGCAAUUUGGACUCAAACUUUGUAUAAGCAGUUACUGAAGCAGUUGGGAAACAAAACUUUGGCCACUUUGGCUUACACACAGCCUUAUGACUUUAUUGCGGAUUACCUGUGGAAUACCCCUGAGAGAAAUGCUGUUGUCAAAGCAUAUAUGUACGUGCAAAGGCUGGAAACGAUUGUCGCGCUGGUAUUUUGCGCACCUUUAUUGAUGUUUUCGCUUUGCUUAAGGGAUGCUAAGUUGACCAAUCAAAUUGCCCACACGAGCGUCAAAAACGGUGAGUAUAUCGAUACCGAGGACGAAGACUACAUUGCAAGCUGGUUUUCAUCAACGCUGAAGCGCCCUUUUUCGAAAAAAGAGGCUUGA